AUGGCUAUCAAGGUUGGUAUCAACGGUUUCGGCAGAAUUGGUCGUCUCGUUAUGAGAGUGGCCUUGCAAAGAAAGGACAUUGAAGUCGUUUCUUUCAACGACCCCUUCAUUGGUGCUGAUUACGCCGCUUACAUGUUCAAGUAUGACUCCACCCAUGGGCGUUUUGAAGGUGAUGUGAAGGCUGAAGGCGAAUACCUUAUUGUCGACGGUCACAAGAUUAAGGCCCACUCCGAGAAGGACCCGGCUUCGAUCCCUUGGGGUAAGGACGGUGUUGACUACGUCGUCGAAUCGACUGGUGUUUUCACCACCAAGGAAGGUGCCCAAAAGCACAUCGACGCUGGUGCCAAGAAGGUUGUCAUCACUGCUCCUUCGGCCGACGCCCCCAUGUUCGUCGUUGGUGUCAACGAAGACAAGUACACCCCCGACCUCACUAUCGUGUCGAACGCCUCGUGCACCACCAACUGUUUGGCCCCCUUGGCCAAGGUUGUCAAUGACGCCUUUGGUAUCGAAGAAGGUUUGAUGACCACUGUUCACUCGAUGACCGCCACUCAAAAGACCGUUGACGGUCCUUCGCACAAGGACUGGAGAGGUGGUAGAACUGCUUCGGACAACAUCAUUCCUUCGUCGACUGGUGCUGCUAAGGCUGUUGGUAAGGUCAUCCCCGAAUUGAACGGUAAGUUGACUGGUAUGUCGCUUAGAGUUCCCACUGUUGACGUUUCGGUUGUUGACUUGACUGUGAGACUCAAGAAGCAAGCCACUUACGAAGAAAUUACCGAAGCCAUCAAGAAGGCCUCGGAAACCAACCUUAAGGGGGUUUUGUCGUGGACCGAAGACGCUGUUGUGUCGACCGAUUUCUUGGGUUCGCCUUACUCGUCGAUCUUCGACGUUAAGGCCGGUAUUUUGUUGUCGCCUACUUUCGUUAAGUUGAUUUCGUGGUACGACAAUGAAUUCGGUUACUCUAACAGAGUUGUUGACUUGUUGGAACACGUUGCCAAGGCUUCGCAAUAA
Molecule: messenger RNA, 1008 nt
Organism: Diutina rugosa
Lineage: Eukaryota; Fungi; Ascomycota; Pichiomycetes; Serinales; Debaryomycetaceae
Gene: TDH3
Product: glyceraldehyde-3-phosphate dehydrogenase (phosphorylating)
Exons: 1
Coding region: 1-1008 (335 amino acids)
Biological process (GO): glucose metabolic process
Molecular function (GO): oxidoreductase activity, acting on the aldehyde or oxo group of donors, NAD or NADP as acceptor; NADP binding; NAD binding
Source: RefSeq, a predicted model, not a curated record